This is a messenger RNA of Phoenix dactylifera (date palm), 3628 nucleotides long. RefSeq names its product plant/protein (DUF810). NCBI's taxonomy places the organism in Eukaryota, Viridiplantae, Streptophyta, Magnoliopsida, Arecales, Arecaceae. The record is from RefSeq and is a predicted model, not a curated record.
AAAGAGGGAGAAAAAAAAGAUAUCCUGCUGACCGCUGCGUGUUCAUACAGCUCGGACCCAGGUCCAAGCAGCGGGAUCGGGAAGGAAAUCUCCACUUCCAGUUCAUCUAAAUUGAAGAAUUCUGGUGAUUGCAGUACUGUUUCGAACAGAUCUAUUGGAACCUCAUAGCUUCCGCACUCCAUGGAAGAGGAAAAUAUUCUGGAUCUUCUCCAACGAUAUCGCCGCGAUCGACAUGUACUUCUUAAUUUUAUCCUUUCUGGUAGCUUGAUCAAGAAAGUUGUAAUGCCACCAGGUGCAGUUUCCUUGGAUGAUGUUGACAUAGAUCAAGUCAGCAUUGACUAUGUUCUUAACUGUGCUAAGAAAGGUGAAACACUUGAUUUGUCGGAAGCCAUUAGACUUUAUCACGACAGCCUUGAUUAUCCUUCAAUGAGCAAUACAGGGUCUAUAGAAGAGUUCUUUUUGGCUACAAAACCUGAAUCUUCAGGGCCAUCACCAACACGGAUGCCACCACCAGUACCUGUCACCACACCAUUACCCAUUUUGACAAGUUUGUCAAAGUCACAGUCAUUUCAAUCUUCACAUGAGCAGGAAUUAACUGUAGAUGAUAUUGAAGAUUUUGAAGAUGAUGAAGAAGAGGUUGAUAACUUCAUAAUUGCCAGAAGGCAACCAAACAAUGCUAGCAGCUUUUUAUUGCGAUUGCCAUCAUUUUCUACAGGUAUCACAGAUGAUGAUCUUCGGGAAACUGCUUAUGAGAUCCUUGUUGCUUGUGCUGGAGCUGCAGGUGGUCUCAUAGUACCAUCGAAAGAAAAGAAGAAAGAGAAGAAGUCCAAAUUAAUGAGGAAGCUUGCUCGUAGUAAGAGCGAAAAUGUCACACCCCAAACUCAGCAUGUUCCUGGAUUGGUUGGUUUGCUGGAGACAUUGCGAGCCCAGCUGGAGAUCUCAGAAUCAUUGGAUAUUAGAACAAGGAAAGGAUUGCUUAAUGCUCUUGCCGGAAAAGUGGGGAAACGAAUGGACAAUCUUUUAGUUCCACUUGAAUUGUUGUGUUGUGUUUCAAGAACAGAGUUUUCUGAUAAAAAAGCAUAUCUUCGGUGGCAAAAGAGGCAGCUAAAUAUGCUGGAAGAAGGCCUUAUAAAUCAUCCUGUAGUUGGAUUUGGGGAAUUAGGGCGCAAAACCAUUGAGCUAAGAAACCUUCUGCGAAAGAUAGAAGAGUCUGAGUCUCUUCCGCCAUCAGCUGGUGAAAUCCAACGUACGGAAUGCUUAAGAGCUUUGAGAGAAAUUGCUAGUUCACUUGCUGAAAGGCCAGCACGGGGUGAUCUAACAGGAGAAGUAUGCCAUUGGGCUGAUGGUUAUCCCCUCAAUGUCAGGCUGUAUGAGAAAAUGCUAUGCAGUGUUUUUGACAUCUUGGAUGAGGGGAAGCUUACAGAGGAGGUGGAAGAAAUUCUUGAAUUCCUCAAGUCAACUUGGCGAAUUCUGGGGAUUACAGAAACCAUUCAUGACACAUGCUAUGCUUGGGUGCUAUUUCGGCAGUUUGUUAUUACAGGCGAGCAGGAAAUCCUGCAAUUUGUAAUUGAGCAGUUGAGAAAAAUUCCGUUGAAGGAACAGCGGGGUCCACAGGAAAGAUUACACUUGAAAAGUCUUUCUUGCUCAGUUGAAGGUGAAGAUUUCACAUUUUUUAGGUCAUUCUUAUCACCAAUUCAGAAAUGGGUUGAUAAGAAGCUGGAAGACUACCAUUUGCACUUCUCAGAGGAACCAGCCGUGAUGGCAGAGAUGGUGACUGUGGCAAUGAUCAUUCGAAGGAUAUUACUUGAAGAAAGUGAACAGGUGGUGGAUGUGGCUGAUCGAGACCAGAUUGAUGCGUAUAUUUCAUCUUCUGUUAAAAGUGGCUUUGCAAGGAUUAUGCAAGCUAUUGAAGCUAAGGCAGAUAAAGCUCAUGAGCAUGUUUUAGCAUCCCUUGCUGAAGAGACCAAAAAACUUCUGAAGAAAGAUUCAAACAUCUUCUUGCCAAUUUUAUCAAAGUGGCAUCAACGAGCUGCAGUUGUUUCUGCUUCCCUUCUUCAUAAAUUAUAUGGAAACAAGUUGAGACCAUUUGUUGAUCAUGCUGAACAUCUUACAGAAGAUGUCGUGUCUGUAUUCCCAGCAGCUGAAAGUCUUGAACAGUACAUAAUUUCUGUAAUUGGAUCUGCAUUGGGAGAUGAUGAUGUGGAGGAGUACUGUAGAAAAAGAUUAACUUUAUACCAGGUCGAAGAUAUAUCUGGAACAUUGGUUUUGCGCUGGGUGAACUCGCAACUAGAAAGAAUUAUAGGGUGGGUUAAACGGGCCAUUCAACAAGAGGUUUGGGAUCCUAUAUCACCUCAACAACGACAUGGAAGCUCCAUUGUUGAAGUUUAUAGAAUUAUCGAAGAGACAGUUGAUCAAUUUUUUGCUCUCAAAGUGCCAAUGAGGGUUGGAGAACUAAAUAGCCUUUGCCGUGGUCUUGACAAUGCAUUUCAAGUUUAUACACGUCAUGUCCUUGAAAAGUUAGUUAAUAUAGAAGAUUUGGUACCACCUGUGCCUGUUCUCACUAGAUAUAAGAAGGAAACUGGGAUUACAGCUUUUGUGAAGAAGGAAGUAACAAAUGUUAGAUUGACUGAUGAGAGGAAAUCGAAUGAAAUUAAUGCACUGUCCACAAUAAAACUGUGUGUGCGCCUGAAUACUCUAUAUUAUGCAAUUACUCAGUUAAAUAAAUUGGAAGACAGCAUUGAAGAGCGAUGGAUGAGGAAAGAGCAUGAGAAUUUUAACAUCAGACGAUCAAUGAAUGGGAAAUCAAGAAGCUUUGUCUCGAACAAAAAUAAUGCAUUCAAUGGUUGUAGGAAAGACAUUAAUGCAGCUAUUGAUAGAAUAUGUGAGCUCGCAGGAACAAAGAUCAUAUUUUGGGAUCUGAGAGAGCCAUUUAUAGAGAACCUAUACAAACACACUGUAUCCCAGUCUAGACUGGACGCUCUUAUUGAUGCACUUGAUGUGGUGCUAAAUGAACUAUGUGAUAUCAUUGUUGAGCCACUCAGGGAUCGCAUUGUCACAGGGCUCCUUCAAGCAUCCUUGGAUGGCUUGCUUCGGGUGAUACUAGAUGGGGGUCCUUCACGUGUUUUCCUUCCCAAUGAUGCUAAGCUACUAGAAGAUGAUCUUGAAGUCUUGAAGGAAUUUUUUGUAUCUGGUGGAGAUGGAUUGCCUCGAGGAACUGUUGAAAAUUUAGUGGCUCGCAUUCGUCCCAUAAUAAAUUUGCUUGGCUAUGAGACUCGCGUAUUAAUUGAUGACUUGAAAGAUGUAAGUCAAGGAGGCAAAAGCAAAUUUGGGACUGAUUCCAAAACUCUUCUAAGGAUUUUAUGUCAUAGAAGAGAUUCUGAGGCUUCUCAGUUCCUUAAAAAACAAUUUAGAAUACCAAAGUCAGCUGCUUGAAGAAGUAUCAGAAUGUGAAGAACGCAGAAAAUAAGAUUUUUGAAAAGAAAUGUUAUGCAGAUAUGAGGUACAUCUAACUUGAAUUUUAAAUAGUUAUUGUUAUGUAAAAUUGAAUUGAUUUAUUUUUAUUUGUUCUUGUUGGCCUUAUUUAUUGGACAAUGCUGUUGAUAAUAAGCAUAAGUCUAGCUUCCUGAAA